Molecule: messenger RNA, 5368 nt
Organism: Poecilia latipinna (sailfin molly)
Lineage: Eukaryota; Metazoa; Chordata; Actinopteri; Cyprinodontiformes; Poeciliidae
Product: protein tyrosine phosphatase receptor type G
Exons: 29
Coding region: 705-4931 (1408 amino acids)
Biological process (GO): protein dephosphorylation
Molecular function (GO): protein tyrosine phosphatase activity; protein binding
Source: RefSeq, a predicted model, not a curated record
UUGCACACACGCACACACACACACACACAGUCCGUCCGGAUAGGAUGGGACCAGAGCAGAGCAGUAGCCACAUAUCCGUGCACGCCUGACCGCUAAGACUACUUCCUGGACCAAAAGAAUGGGACAUUUCCAGCAACACUUUUCUCCUUCAACCUCGGUCUCGCUGACGCCGCGGAUAAUCACUUAAUAAUGACCGCGUAUGAUCAAUAAUAUUCGACCACUUUUUCCUGUAGUUAAAGACAGCGAUUGAUUGCCGAUUGACUCCCCCCCCUCACCCACUCCCUUCUCCCUCUCCUCCUGCUUUUUCUCCCUACACUUCGGGAAUGUCGCUAUGUGGAAGCCCGCUGCAGACACGGAGGACUCCAACAACAAGAGAUUUUGAAUUGUUUUCGCGCAGCCUCUGCGUGCUCGCCGCUUUAUUCCUCGAAGCUAAGGAGAGCAGCCCGUGCUCGGUCCGGAGGCGAGUGAAUCUGGCUUUUUCAAAUCAGUGACUGUAUCCUGUGACCGUCAAACCGUUUCUAUACUUUGAUGCUCUGCCUUCGUGGCCGCCGUGCCAACUUCGGCUUCAGUGUGUGCGUGUGAUUCUUUCUAAAGGACAAGCAGCAGCAGCAGAAGAAGAGGAAGAGGAGAGAGGGGUUAAAAAAAAAAAAGACUAACUUAAUCACCCGUUGCCUUUUCUUGUUGCUCUCGAUGAGUAGUCUAACAUGCGGAAAAUACGGGAACCGAGUCACUGGUGGAUUUUAACCCUGCUGUUUUUAACCUUGCCCGAACACAAAGACUGUCAACCCGUUGCAUCGGGUGACCAACCUCGCUUCACUGGAGGCAGCCGUCCUGGGAGCACCGGCGUAAUGAGGGAGAGGAGGACAGCUGGUGACCCCUACUGGUCCUAUUCAGGAAGCCAUGGGCCUCGAGGCUGGGCAGCUUCUUACCCAGAGUGUGCUGCAAAGGACCAGUCUCCUGUGGAUAUUAUAGAUGAACAAGCUCUGGUGCUGGACGAGUACCAGAUGCUGGAGCUCGACAAGUUCAACAUAGAGUCAUCCAACCAGACCACCAUGAAAAACACUGGAAAGACAGUCGCUGUGCUGCUGAAGGAUGACUACUUUGUAAGAGGCGCUGGACUGCCAGGGCGCUUUAAGGCUGAGAAGAUGGAGUUUCACUGGGGCCAGAGUAAUGGAUCAGCAGGCUCAGAGCACAGCAUAAAUGGCAGAAGGUUCCCCGUAGAGAUGCAGAUCUACCUUUACAAUUCAGACGACUUCGACAGCCUCAGCGCGGCCAUGAAGGAAAGACGCAUCAUCGCCGCCAUGGCUGUCUUCUUUGAGCUUGGGCAAAAAGACAACCCAGCUGUGGACCCAAUCAUCCAGGGAUUGAAAGGGGUGGUGCACCAUGAAAAGGAGACCAACCUCAGGUCAUUCAUCUUGAGGGAUCUGCUGCCUUCGUCGGUGGACAGUUAUUACCGAUACACCGGCUCUUUGACCACUCCGCCCUGCAGCAAAGUAGUGGAGUGGAUCAUCUUCUCCAGGCCCGUGUAUCUGUCCCACUCACAGCUGGAUGCUUUUUGCUCCAUCUUCACUACGGAACAACAGGACCACGUCAAGUCUGUCGAGUACCUGACAAACAACUUCAGGCCGCUGCAGGACCUGAAUAAUAGGAAGAUUUUUAAGUCGGCUGUGAAAGACGCAUGGCAGAAAGAUUUGACUGAGAUAUUAGGAAGCCCACACAGCACAGAGGCUUCUAGAGUGUGUAGCAGUGCCCCAGUGAGCAUGAAGAUCCAACCGCUGAAUGAGACGGCCUUGAUGGUGAGCUGGGAACGCCCCCUGACCAUCUACCACCCGCCCAUCACCGGCUACAUGGUCUCCUACAGCUGGGUGAAACGGGACGUAGCAGAUGAAAAGACUUUUAUAAAGACAGGAGACCAUAGCAUGAAAGCGGUCAUUACUAACGUGUCGCCAGACCUGCUGUACCUGUUCAGGGUGCAGGCCGUGUGUCAGCUUGACCUGCGCAGCGACUUCAGCCAGACGCUGCUGUUCAGAGCAAAUACAACCAGGAUCUUUGAAGGCUCUCGCAUUGUGAAGACCGGGAUGCCCACGAUAUCCCCGGCUUCAUCUGCAGACAUGGCUCCCAUCAGCUCCGGCUCGUCCACCUGGACGUCCUCUGGCAUCCAUUUCUCCCUCGUCUCAAUGGCCACAGGGAUGGGCCCCUCCUCCAGCGGCAGCCAGGCCACGGUGGCAUCAGUGGUGACCAGCACCUUGCUGGCAGGCCUGGGCGUCGGUGGUGGGGUGAUCUCCUCCUUGCCCAGCUCCGUUUGGCCCACGCAGACUCCUCCCGCCAGCCAGAACCCGACGCAUCCGUCCACCCCACCUUCGAAGCCCAGCACCGAGCAGGCGGCGAGUCAGGGUGCCGAGAGCGAGAAGCAGGCCGAGGACAAACCGGCCACGGGCGAGGGGGAGAAGAAGGAGGAAGAGAACGGCGAGAAGGAGGAAGAAGAAGAGGAAGAAGAGCCUGAAAAAAGGAAAAAGGACAAGAAUUCACCUGAUAAUGAGGAGAAGCGGGCCAACAGCACAGUGUCCGAAGAGCCUUUAAUCCCUACCCCCGCAUCCACAGCCAAAGAGAAAGGAAAGGGCAAGCCGACAGCCAGAGCCGGCGCGGAGCCUGCGAGCAGCGAUGAUGACCGCUUGGUAAACGAGGAGAGGAGACCCACCGAAGUAAACACGCUCUCCACUCAGGAGCCACAUAAUGACAGCGCUGAGAUGCAGAUUCCUCAGAGCUCCACCGUAUCUCCAAAGAAUAGAAGUGACGGAAAGGGUCAAUGGCCAUUUUCCGUCCACACUGAUCAAACCGUCUUGUCCAACGUGACGCGGACUCCUCACCCAGGAAUGAGCCGGAUGGUGUGGAUCGUCCCCCUGGUGGUGGUGUCUGCUCUCACUCUGCUCUGCCUCGUCAUGCUGCUGAUCGUGAUGGUCUACUGGAGGAGAUUUUUCCAGACGGCUCAUUUCUAUGUGGAGGAGAGCAGCUCUCCACGGGUGGUGGCCAAUGAGAAUAUCCCAAUCAUCCCUAUACCAGAUGAUAUGGACGCCAUUCCUGUCAAGCAGUUUGUUAAACACGUCAUGGAACUUUACAAAAGCAACAUGCAAGGUUUUGCGGAGGAGUUUGAGGAGGUCCAGCGCUCCACAGUCGACUUAAAAAUCACCGCAGAACAUUCCAAUCAUCCUGACAACAAGCACAAAAACAGAUACAUCAACAUUGUAGCCUAUGACCACAGCAGGGUGAAAUUGCGAGCUUUGGCAGGAAAAGAUGCCAAACAUUCGGAUUACAUCAACGCCAACUAUGUGGAUGGCUACAACCGUCCCAGGGCUUAUAUCGCUGCUCAGGGUCCUCUCAAGUCGACGUUCGAGGACUUCUGGAGGAUGGUGUGGGAGCAGAACACAGGAAUCAUUGUCAUGAUCACCAACCUGGUGGAAAAAGGGAGGAGGAAAUGCGACCAGUACUGGCCAACGGAGAGCAGCGAGCAGUACGGAAACAUCGUGGUGACGCUGAAGAGCACUAAAGUGCACGCCUGCUAUACUCUGCGCCGGUUUCUCAUAAGGAAUACGAAAGUUAAAAAGGGUCAGAAGGGGAACCAGAAAGGGAAGCUUAAUGAACGCAUCGUGAUCCAGUAUCACUACACUCAGUGGCCUGACAUGGGAGUACCGGAGUACACCCUCCCUGUCCUCACUUUCAUCAACCGCUCCUCAGCGGCUCGUACUGCAGACAUGGGUCCCGUCCUGGUGCACUGCAGUGCAGGGGUCGGGCGCACGGGAACGUACAUCGUCAUCGACAGCAUGCUGCAACAAAUCAAGGACAAAAGCACAGCCAGUGUCCUGGAUUUUCUCAAACAUAUACGCACACAACGCAACUACCUUGUCCAGACCGAGGAGCAGUAUGUUUUCAUCCACGACGCGCUGAUGGAGGCCAUCCUCAGCAGAGAGACGGAGGUGCCGGCCUGGAAGCUGCACGGCUACGUCAACGGCAUCCUGACGCCUAACUCGACCGGCCGCACACGGCUGGAGAAGCAAUUCAGGCUGCUGAGUCAGUGCAACACACGCUUCGUCGAGUGCUUCAGCGCUCACAAAGACUGCAACAAGGAGAAGAACCGCAACUCCUCAGUUGUUCCCUCGGAAAGAGCAAGGGUUGGACUCACCACCCUUCCUGGCAUGAAAGGAACAGAUUACAUUAAUGCAUCCUACAUAAUGGGCUACUACAGAAGUAAUGAGUUCAUUAUUACCCAGCAUCCUUUGCCCCACACCACCACAGACUUCUGGAGGAUGAUUUGGGACCACAAUGCUCAGAUUAUCGUCAUGCUGCCUGACAACCAGGGGCUGGCCGAGGAUGAAUUUGUUUACUGGCCGAGCCGAGAAGAGGCCAUGAACUGCAUCGCCUUCACCGUAACUCUCAUCAGCAAGGACAGACUGUGCCUCUCCAAUGAGGAGCAAAUCAUCAUCCACGACUUCAUCUUGGAGGCCACGCAGGAUGAUUAUGUUCUGGAGGUGAGACACUUUCAGUGCCCCAAAUGGCCAAACCCGGACGCCCCUCUCAGCAGCACCUUCGAGCUCAUCAAUGUCAUCAAGGAGGAAGCCAUGACUCGAGAUGGCCCCACCAUUGUGCAUGAUGAGUGUGGAGCCGUGUCAGCGGGCAUGCUCUGCGCCCUCACCACACUGUCCCAGCAGCUGGAAAGCGAGGGCGUCGUCGACAUCUAUCAGGUGGCCAAGAUGAUCAAUCUCAUGAGGCCGGGGGUCUUCACUGACAUAGAGCAGUACCAGUACCUUUACAAAGCCAUGCUGAGCCUGGUCAGCAACAGAGAGUGCAGCCUGAGUCCCACUCACACGGACACUAACGGGGUGGUGGUGAUUGCGGACGAGUCGGACCCUGCGGAGAGCAUGGAGUCGCUCGUCUGAGGACAUUCCUGCAGGCACUUAAUUUGUAAAAAAACAAACAGGAAAAAAAAAAACACCAAUCCAAGAACUUUUCUGAGGCCUUUUUGCCAGACUAUUGAUUAAACGAAUAACCUUAUUACUUUUUAUACUGAUAAAAAGGUUUUUUGAUAUUUAUGUUUUUUUUUUCGGUCCUUUAUUUCUUGUCUUUAAUGUUCUCCUGCUGAGCGUUUGCACCUGUUUCAGUUGACAUGAGGAAAAAGCAGCUCUGUCCACUUUGCACUAAACUAUCAGUGUUACUGCCUACACCCAGCGAGUGGAACAAAACCUCGGGGGUGCGGGGGGUCGGGGAGGGGGGUUUCGGACCGCAUCGAGACAAAACCUGAAGCAUGAAGACCAGGAUGAGUUGAGGCGAUCCACCUAAAGUAAAGUCUUAAACCACUUCAUCACACCGUUUCAUA